AUUAAAUAUCAAAUACAAUAAAUUAACCAAACCCUACCAUACGGUAUAUUUUUCAUAAUAUAUAUAUACCACCACCACCUGUAGAAAAAACCAAAGAAAAAACAGUAACACAACCUUUGCUCUAGUCUACUUCCAUGGCGGAACGAGACUCAAAGGCGGCAAAAACAACAACAACACCAAUUAUAUCAGUGGCCGACGACGACAUUGACAGAAUCAGCAGCUUACCGGACUGUUUACUCUGCCACAUCCUCUCCUUCCUCCCAACCCCAACCCCCGUGAUUGUCGCCACCACCAGCGUCCUAUCUCGCCGGUGGCGGAACGUCUGGAAGGAUAUGGAAGUCUUCAAGUUCCAACAGAAAAAAAAAUCGCAGAAGUCGUUAUUUUAUUCUGUUAAAUCUGUCCUGGCCCUCCGCAGACCAGGCCGUAUUCGAAAGUUUCGCCUCCAAAGUGACUUCAGCGAAGCAAACUUAGUAACUGUCAAGAACUGGAUCAACGCCGCCAUGGGGCCACAACUCGAAGAACUGCACCUUCUCCUCUCAAGAGAAAAUAAUGAUAAUCUUCCAUUGGCUCCCACUUUAUUGAUCAGGAACAGUAUCGCGGCUCUCUCACGUGAAUCGUACCUCUUUUUUCCAUCGCUGAAGUCUCUGUCUCUGAAUCUCGGAUCUACUCGGAAUGUGGAUGUUCUUCUCUCUCGAUGUCCCGUUCUUGAAACUCUGAAUCUUAAGCUCUUCAUCUCCACGUGUCCUGAUCUGCGCGUGCAAAAACUUCGCGUGGCUUCUUCUUCCUUGAAGAGUCUUACCAUCACCGCUUUGAGUAACUAUGUAAUUGAGGGAUUUGAGUUAGACGCGCCGUCUCUUGAAAAUCUUAGUCUGUUAUUCAACAGAGAGUUGGAGGGGUUUUCUGUUCGUAAUUUGCACAGCGUGAGAAGCGCGUCUCUUGAUUUUUGUGAUACAGCUGGUGGUUAUUCUGUGAUCGAGCUUGCCAUGAAAAUACUUGAAAAGUGUCGUGUUCUUAAAGAUCUUACAGUUCACAGGAGAAAGCAUGCAUAUUCGAAGAGAUGGACAGAGCCGAUCGAAGUUCCCAGUUCUCUGGUGUCACACUUGGAAAACUUUACAUUUUUAUUGUUAGAUCAAUUUAAAGAAGACCGAGAAUUUAUUACUUAUAUUCUACAGAAAGGGUUAGUUUUAAAGUCAGUUAUUGGAUACAAUACUGAUUGUAAUUCAUUACUAUCUCUCUUUCCAGGUGGAUCUAAGAAGUGUCAAUUUAACUAUGUCCAUCCUUAUUAUCAAGGUUGUAAUUUAACGUGGAAACUCAUCAGGUGUGUUAACUUUAUGUAAAGUUAAUAACUGAGAGGCAUCAGAUCAGAUGAAAAUUUAGUUAAAUCAUUUAACGAUUUCAAUUAUCAACUUUAUA
Molecule: messenger RNA, 1413 nt
Organism: Arachis ipaensis
Lineage: Eukaryota; Viridiplantae; Streptophyta; Magnoliopsida; Fabales; Fabaceae
Product: F-box/LRR-repeat protein At3g26922-like
Molecular function (GO): protein binding
Source: RefSeq, a predicted model, not a curated record